This is a messenger RNA of Alternaria alternata, 492 nucleotides long. RefSeq lists its product as hypothetical. The record is from RefSeq and is a predicted model, not a curated record. Bases 90 to 416 code for a protein of 108 amino acids. The transcript has 3 exons. NCBI's taxonomy places the organism in Eukaryota, Fungi, Ascomycota, Dothideomycetes, Pleosporales, Pleosporaceae.
AUCAUCACAUCAGUCCAUCCUCCAACAACAAGUAACCAAGUUCCAUCCAUACACAACUUUACACUUCAAUCAAUUGCCCUCAUACCACAAUGCCUUCUCCAUUCCAGCAAAAGUACUCCACCCAGAGCCACAAGGUCUUUGGAGACAACACCACUCCAGCCAUGCCAGAGGCACCUAAGCAGGAGGCCGACCGUCGCUCCUCAGAGUCGUCAGUCGGCUCCUCAUCUUACGAUGGACGCCGCAGGUCUUCUGCCGCCCAGCGAUUUGGAAAUCUAGAAGCCCUUAAGCGUCGUCAGGACGAGGAGAGCAUGGCCCGAAGGCAAUCUUUCCACGACGCAUAUGGAAAGCCUGGCUUCCUUGGAACCCUGUGGAACAACUUCACUCGUGGUCCCGUUAGCCCCCCUGGCCAGAAGUAGAUUGUUCAGCGAUUUUGGUAUUUGUUUGGGUCCUCAAAGCCACUUUAACACACCAUGGUGGUUAGGAAUAUUUAGC